Callorhinchus milii (elephant shark) is the source of this 1782-nucleotide messenger RNA. RefSeq names its product gap junction protein, alpha 3 (gene gja3). Gene Ontology annotation, biological process: cell communication. The record is from RefSeq and is a predicted model, not a curated record. The transcript has a single exon. Bases 403 to 1653 code for a protein of 416 amino acids. Gene Ontology annotation, cellular component: connexin complex. Lineage: Eukaryota; Metazoa; Chordata; Chondrichthyes; Chimaeriformes; Callorhinchidae.
UUUCGUCUUUUAAGAUAUUUUGAAUGUUAAUGUAUGUUUAAUAUUAAGACAAUUUAUGAAUUUAUGAAUCUUAUCCAAGGACACGUCGCACGUUCAAACUAAACCUAAUUUGCAAUGCAAUUUAGAUUGGUAAACUGUUUUAUACCAACUAUGGUGCUUUGUAAUACACAUCUAAAGCCAAUUUAACAAUGCUGCACUAUUCCUACAGUGUCAAUCAUACCGACUGUUUUUUUAAACUGAUAAAAAUCUUGAUCUAUGCAGAUCUACCGCACUUCUACAUUCCAAUCCACCUCUACAAGUGCACAUUUUAACCGCGUCUGUGGGGCUGUUCGUUCUCCAAGUAUUUAAUACCACUUUUUUUUCCAAAUAUUCAUUGCUUUUCCAGGUUAGAGACUUGAGACAAUGGGUGACUGGAGUUUUCUGGGAAGGCUUUUGGAGAACGCACAGGAACACUCGACCGUGAUAGGCAAAGUCUGGUUGACUGUGCUCUUCAUCUUCCGGAUCCUGGUGCUGGGCGCUGCGGCUGAAGAGGUUUGGGGAGAUGAACAGUCAGAUUUCACCUGCAACACCCAACAGCCGGGUUGCGAGAACGUCUGCUAUGACAAGGCUUUCCCCAUCUCCCACAUACGAUUCUGGGUGCUCCAGAUCAUAUUUGUCUCAACGCCCACGUUGAUAUACCUGGGCCAUGUACUGCAUAUAGUGCGCAUGGAGGAGAAAAGGAAAGACAGGGAGGAAGAAAUUAGAAAAGGCCAAGGAGGCAAAGAACUGCUGCUGAAAGAGGGCAAGAAGAAGCUUGCCUUUAGGGAUGAACAGGGUAAAAUCCGAAUCCGAGGGGCACUGCUGCGCACCUACAUUUUCAAUAUUAUUUUCAAAACGAUAUUUGAAAUCGGAUUUAUUGUAGGUCAGUAUAUCCUGUAUGGCUUUGAGCUUAGACCGCUGUAUAAGUGCAGUAGGUGGCCGUGUCCCAACACCGUGGACUGCUUCAUAUCUCGGCCAACGGAAAAGACGAUCUUCAUCAUAUUUAUGCUUGUGGUGGCUUGCGUGUCCCUUUGUUUGAACCUAAUAGAAAUCUAUCACCUGGGCUGGAAAAAGCUACGCCAGGGGGUGAGCAGUCGAUGCGGUCUGGACCACGAGCCGGAGACGCCAGUCACCAGGACCGCCCCGGCUAGUCUCAGUUACCCUUACUUCCCUGACACGACGGAGGCUGCUCCCGUCUACCCGGGGGCCCCGCCGGUCGAGUUCAAGAUGUCGCCCCUGCCGGAUAACAAGACGCCCUACGCGGCGGUGUACAACAACAAGCUGGCCGCCGAGCAGAACUGGGCCAACUUCGCCACCGAGCAGACCCGCGAACGCCAACCGGCCGCCGGCGGCAACGGCCACGGCCCCAACAGAGGAGAGGAGGAGCAGCAGCAGCAGCCGGAGGAGGAGGAGGGGGAGGAGCACGAGCGACAACAACGGCCAAAGCACGAGGGCGAUCACGUGCCCCAGACGCCGGCCAAUGAGCGGCCAGGAGGCCAGCGCGAGGCGCGUGGCGACGGGCACGUGACCACGACGGUGGAGAUGCACGAGCCUCCGGCCCUGGACACACGACGCCUGAGCAGAGCCAGUAAAGCCAGCAGCAGCAGGGCGAGGUCCGACGACCUGUCGGUUUAGUGCCGCGCAACCUCUCUCCAUUUCCUCCCUGCCCUUCAACACUUCCUCAUCAUCCUCCUCCCGCCCUCCUCUCUUAAAUCAGUACAGUUUUAUCGACAGGGUUUAAAAAAAACACACACCUACACGUAC